AUGGUUUGUAUUGGACGUCCCAAUCGUAUUCACAAUCUGCCCCCAAAUGUUAUUAGAAACAACAAAUAUAACAUCCUCACUUUUAUUCCCCUUGUGCUUUUUGAGCAAUUCAGCGUUUUCCUUAACCUGAUUUUCCUCAUCAUGGCUUGCUCACAGUUCAUCGAACCGCUUCGAGUUGGCUACAUCUAUACUUAUUGGGCACCUCUUUGCUUUGUAAUCUUCAUUACUAUGCUCAGGGAAGCUGUUGACGACAUACGUCGGUGGUGUCGUGAUAGGGAGGUUAACAAUGCUCUCUACACAAAAAUCGUUCGAAAGGGACAGAUGACUCUUACAAGUUCUAAGAUACAGGUAUAUUAG
Molecule: messenger RNA, 357 nt
Organism: Rodentolepis nana
Lineage: Eukaryota; Metazoa; Platyhelminthes; Cestoda; Cyclophyllidea; Hymenolepididae
Source: the annotation of a GenBank genome assembly